CUGUAAAGUAUCAUACCAGGUUUAGUCUAAACAUUCCAACAAUAUUUAUAACAAGAAACCAAGGCAGUUCAAGAUUAAUAUAAUAAAUAUUUAUUUAUUUUAUUAUACCUCCUGAAGUCACAGUUACAAGGAUGUAUCACUCAAACAUAACCUCAUCUGCCAAAUACCAGGCAACUCUUGGUCAGAAAAUUGGUAAAAUGAAUAUUGUGUCAAACCCAAUGGAUAUCUUACCAGAACCGGGAUUGAUGAAGUCUUACCCUGUCGCUGUACCCGACUUGAUAGCUGCCGCAGCGCAAACUACGUCAAAACAUAUAAAGAAAACAGACACACGCAUCAAUCUAUCCGUGAACCAAGGAACAGUUGGGAACGGUGGUGUUCCUUUCGUUGUGCCAAGUUUUGAGCGAAGUAAAGUAAAUUUACCAAUCGUCGAUUUCAGAUAUUUCUCCAAUAAACCUGUUUACCAAGGAACUACGUUACCAUUGCCAAUGGUUACCAGGAAAUACAAAGAACUUACAGUAUUCAACGGAUUCAUAUUUUCAUUGAUAAUCAUCAUUGGAACAAUACUUGGAGCAUUUGCUGGUUACGGAAUGUACAAAAUGUUCCAGUGAAAAUAUCGUCUGCUGUGAGACGCCCGGAAGUAAUCUUGCAAGACCCUGUGCGCACGCAACAGUCAACUGUACAGACGAUGAAAUGUUUAUUUUAAUCGCUGCGGCUUUAACAGGAAUGCACAAAAUCAAACAAAGAGUUUAAUUACCAGAGACUAUUGCAAACAGACUCAUCUUGUGUUACAUACGCUACAGAGCCUUUGGUAAAAAUCGUAACCCGAAAAGGGCGCAACUGACGCGAUGUAUGUACAGAUUGAGACUAUUUGGUGCAAGUUGCAAUUGUGAG
Messenger RNA from Mytilus trossulus (common blue mussel), 891 nucleotides. RefSeq lists its product as uncharacterized. The coding region runs from base 132 to 608 and encodes 158 amino acids. The transcript is spliced from 3 exons. The record is from RefSeq and is a predicted model, not a curated record. Lineage: Eukaryota; Metazoa; Mollusca; Bivalvia; Mytilida; Mytilidae.